ACUAUGUACUAUCCAAUAAACUUCAGUGUUCACAUGGAAACAUACAGUAUGCCAGUUGAUAAAACUGAGCACAGACCGACAUAGUACCAAAGCCAAUUAGCUUCCCCUCAAAGUUUUGUCCGUGGAGAUCCUUGUCAAGAUUCGUUAAUAACAUUGUUUCCAUUGAUGGUCAGUGCAUAACAAGGAGUUCUCUUUGGACAAAACUUGUAAAAGGGGUCAUCCGUAACAAAGUAACUGUACAUCUGUAUGCGCGCAACUUCAGGCAGCCAGUCAAAAGGAAGACAAGCGUUUAAAAUUUAAGCUAUCGCAAACAUAAUUCCUUCGAUUAGCCAUGUCGCUAGCAUCGCCCAUCUCAAAGGACGGAUUCUCCUACGCCGGAGAUCUAUUCGCCGAGGCGAGCGGCCACAACCGGCAUCGGCGUGCCACCGUAGCGGAGCUCAAAGACCACUUCAGGUCCGGCUCCGAGAAGGAUCACCCGGCCCAUUGGUUCGAGGCCCAGCUCAUCCACUACGGUCUGCAGGUCUCCAAAACAAAGGCCGUGGCUCGCAUGCGUCUCUUCGACGCCGUCAACGCGGGAAAUCUUUCCGUCCCGGCUCAUAUCCAGAAAUUGGAGUCGGAGCUGAAGAAGGAAUGGAUCAAAAAGGAGCGCGAGGCUAAAAAAGCAUUCAAGGACGCUACCUCUUCACCCGCGCCCAAGGCUACCGGUGCCAAGCGCAAGGCUGAGUCUUCGAAUGUCGAUGUGACUGUUAGCGUCGGCGGUAUCAACGUCACCGUCUCUGCUAGCAAUUCGAAUAAGAAGGCCAAGACACCUACUAAACCAGCAGCUACUGCUGCACCGCCCAAAGCCGCGAAGAAGACGGAGGCCAAGCCCAAGACUCCAAAGGCGGCUGCCACCCCGAAGGCAGCUUCAACAACUACUACAUCCAAGACCACUGCCUCCAAAACUACAGUUUCAAAAACCACCGUGUCAAAAACUACCACCACCAAAACCACCGCUGCAAAAGCUCCUCUGACCGGGUGGACGGCCCGUCGCGGGGGAAUCCACCAAGGCCUCGGCCGCGAGAGCAGCGCGGCAACAUCAACAGCAUCGACCCCCCAACCCGCGCGGCCCUCCCAAUUUGCCCUUCGCGGCCGGGGCCGGGCGACCGGAGGCCGAGGCGGCAGCAGCAACAGCCCGUCCCCCGUGAAGAGGGAGUACGACGACGACAACGACGACGUCAAAUACGAAGACAGCGACGACGGAUACGGCUACCCCAGCAGUUCGUACCGGAACAGUGCCGACCUGCACGACGACGACGACGAGGACCUCAAGCCCCUAGGCCUGCUCAACGGGCGGUACGUGCUGACCAGCGACUUCGUGACUUCCGAAUGGGGCCACAUCAACUUCUCGCUAGUCUUCACCCUAAGCGGGACCGAGCUCUGGGGGCGUUUCGACCUCGGCAUCGUCAGCGGCGUCAUGCGCCUCCCCCAACGGCCGUGGCAGUCUUCCACCGAGUCAUUGGGAUUUACCUGGCGCGGGCAGGAGCUCGAAGGACCGAUGAUAUAUGGAGACUCCAAUCACGGGUCGAUCCGAUUCCUCGGAGGUGGAAAAGUGGAGGGCAAGCUGGAUUGGAUGGGGAUUACGUUUGAGGGGAGUCGGGUUGUGGGACAGGGUACUAGGAGCGAGGUUGAUAUGAGUAGGAUGAGGGCUGAAUGGGAGGGGUAUAAUGAGGAUGAGUAUGAAAGGGAGAAUCGUAGUCGGUGGUAAUACUGUUUCUGUUGUCGGCUCAUGGGCGGUUCUAGUAAUAGUAUAAACGCUACACGCAGUACGCAGUUUUCCAAGUCAAAGGGCCAUUUCAAAUACUCUCAUGUACGAUUUGAUUAGGGCGUUAAAUUGCGCAUUCUACGUUGCAUUUGUAUCAUAGGAGUUAGUUCAAGUUCUUAUAGUGGCCGCUGUAGUGGCUCUUGUUGGGCUACGAGGGGGAUAUAAUUAUUAAAGUGUGUUCUUGUUA
This is a messenger RNA of Daldinia loculata, 1991 nucleotides long. RefSeq lists its product as uncharacterized. Lineage: Eukaryota; Fungi; Ascomycota; Sordariomycetes; Xylariales; Hypoxylaceae. Bases 332 to 1747 code for a protein of 471 amino acids. The transcript is spliced from 2 exons. The record is from RefSeq and is a predicted model, not a curated record.